Messenger RNA from Cryptococcus amylolentus CBS 6039, 537 nucleotides. RefSeq lists its product as hypothetical. The record is from RefSeq and is a predicted model, not a curated record. The coding region runs from base 1 to 510 and encodes 169 amino acids. The transcript is spliced from 4 exons. NCBI's taxonomy places the organism in Eukaryota, Fungi, Basidiomycota, Tremellomycetes, Tremellales, Cryptococcaceae.
AUGUCUUCCCUGCCCCCGCCCCGUCGCCUUGUCGCAGCCCACGCCACGGACGGCACCCCCGUCCUCCUCGAACACCACUUUCCCUCGGCCGAUACCGACCCUGCCACACUCAAAGCCCAGGUACUCUUUCUCCAGCCCGAUCUCGUCGCCAAGCCAGAAAAGGCGGUAGAGUGGGCUGAAGCGAGGCCGGACAGGAUCUCGCAUGACGAUGCUAUUAGUGUGCGGUAUGUUGAUCUGCCUCCCAGCGCGGAUGGCUUUUUCCAUUUCACCCAGACUAUCGACUAUCUCGUGAUCACGCACGGAGAGCUCGAGAUGGAGUUACACGACGGGACCAAGACGAUCGUCCAUCCUGGUGACCUAGUAGUGCAGGCUGCCAACAUUCACCGAUGGAACAAUCUCAAGCCAGAGUGGGCUCGCUUCAUCGCAUUUGUGGGUCCUUCCGAGGCGGUAAAAGUGGACGGAAAGGGGUUGGAGGAGCCGCCUUUCAAUGGAUAUCUCGCCAAGUUUUAGAAAAAGAAAGGUCUCGAUGAAUCAGCG